Messenger RNA from Chara braunii, 1603 nucleotides. NCBI's taxonomy places the organism in Eukaryota, Viridiplantae, Streptophyta, Charophyceae, Charales, Characeae. The record is from the annotation of a GenBank genome assembly.
GGGUCCUGGCGUUCCCGCGGGCUUUCAUAUCUGCUUCCUUGGUCGCGUCCCUGGGAGGAAACAGACGCGGCAAACGCUGAAGAGGGGCGGGAAGAUGGAGAAGGUACAGACGAAGACCACGCUGCCCGUACGGGCUGGGGGGUCGUCACGUCAGCGUUGCAGCAGUACGGAAGGCGGCAGGCGGCCGUACGACCCAACGCUGUACAGCCACCUGCCGUCCCACGAGAUUGCGUUGCCUCCGAGUGACGACGAGGGCGACGACCCCCAAUCCUCGACGGUUCCUCUGGGCAGCGGUUCCAAGCAGGAUUGGAUGGGGAGCCAAGUGUGCAGACAGGCACCUACACCGACGUACACUGAUCUGUUGGAGGGGCGGACCCCGGUUGGUUAUGACACAGGACUCGUAGAUCUCAGCUUCGGUUUGAGGUCUGGUAGUGACGAGGACGUGACGCACACCGUUGUCGUGAACCCAGCUUCUGGCACCAACCACACAACGCCUUCGGUGAGGGCGUCGGGCCUUCCGGAUACCCGCACCUGGUGUUCUGGUCAAUCGGGCGACGAACGUGGACUCUUUCCGCGAAGACGGGGGGCAGUGGCCACAGCAGGUGUGGUCGCGUCGAGGACGAGGACACGUGGAUCGGCUCGCUAUGGAUCAACUACGCCAGGCGGCACAAUCGACGGUCGACAGGACGACGAUGAGUGCUCUGCUGCGGAGGUCGUGAGACGAAAGGUUUGGGAUGAUCAUCGGCAACAAUCGCGUGAAGCGAGCACGUCCGGCAUAACGAGAGGGGUGGCAAAGAUUAAUGUGGGGGUGAACGAUAACUUCGGCGAUUGCGAUGGUGCAGGGGGCGAAGAUUGCGCUGCAGACGACGGGGCCAAUGAGAACGACGAGGACGACGACGGGGAGAUGGAGAUUUGUCCAAUAGGGAGGAAGUGGGGAGGGUCAAGGGCCACAAACAAGUGUACAAAACCCCACGCGGAGCAGAGAGGCAAGAAGGGGGAGGGAAAACACCGUCCGCGCAUAAGGGUGAGGCGACGGCGAGCGGCAGUCGGACGGCGGUGGCGGAUCACAGUGGACUCGCUGAAGGUGCGGAACUUAGCGGAAGAGGGGAGGGUCGACGACGUCCGCCGCGACAAUGGGAGAAGAGAUGGAAAGCGGGAGGGCGAUGACGACGACGACCGUUCACUUGUUACGAGGUUGAAGGGAGCAGCAAAGGAGGAUGAUCUCGAAGAGAGGUCGAAGUUGUGGGUUGAUUGCGACGCUUUCUGGGGUCAAGACCCGGGGAAACCUUUGAGGGAGGCGGUAGGCGACUGUGCGGACUACUUCGUCGUCAUCGCCAACAGAGACGGAGGAGUUGAACCGCCUUCGAUGCUCAUAAUGUCGUCGAAUGAUGUGCAGUGCUUCAAGAUCGACGACCCUGCGCAGCGUGAACCAACUCUGUGCAAAGCGCGCAGCGUGGAGAAACUGGUGUUGCGCACCAUCCACGGCUGGAUCUUCAAAUCGUCGUCGAGGUCGACUGGCUAGGCUCGUGCAGAGUCAUACAUCACCAUCGACUUCGCUCCAGACGUCGCACAAGCAGUUGACAGGGAUUUGAAUGGUCCAAAG